This is a messenger RNA of Cuscuta epithymum, 2101 nucleotides long. The record is from the annotation of a GenBank genome assembly. Lineage: Eukaryota; Viridiplantae; Streptophyta; Magnoliopsida; Solanales; Convolvulaceae.
UUAUGGGAUGUGGCUAUGUGGCUCACUGGCAUUAUCAGAACCUCCACUGGCUCAUGUUGAUCUGAACUUUCAACUCCCUAGCCAGAAUCCAUGGCAAAAACGUUUAUUUCAUCGCAGUCGUUUCUUGGUACACCUUUUCCGUCCUCCCCCCACCAUGGAAGCUUUCCGCAUAGUCGACUUCUCUCCACCCGAGUGAAACUCAGCUUCCAUGAGCUCUCGCCUAUUCAAGCCCUCCACUCUUCUGUCGAUUUUGGAGCUAUUUUUACUCGAGCUGAGAGCUUUCUGUAUACAAUUGCUGAUGCCGCCGUUGCUACUGACGCUGCCAUAGGCGGCUCUGCUUCUGAUGCUUCAGCUGCAGUUCCUCAGAAAAAUAACGGUUGGUUCGGAUUCGUUUCGGAUUCCAUGGAGUUUGUGCUGAAGGUACUAAAGAACGGACUUGAAGCUGUACAUGUUCCAUAUUCUUAUGGAUUUGCCAUUAUAUUGCUUACGGUUAUUGUAAAAGCUGCUACACUUCCAUUGACAAAGAAACAGGUUGAAUCAACUCUGGAAAUGCAAAAUCUCCAACCAAAAAUCAAAGCAAUCCAACAAAGAUAUGCUGGGAACAAGGAAAGAGUACAACUUGAGACAGCACGCUUGUAUCGUCAGGCAGGUGUUAAUCCUUUGGCAGGUUGCUUACCAACAUUGGCUACAAUACCAGUAUGGAUAGGAUUGUAUCAAGCUUUAUCAAAUGUGGCAAACGAGGGACUGCUUACGGAAGGUUUCUUGUGGAUUCCUUCAUUGGGAGGCCCAACCACUAUAGCUGCUCGACAGAGUGGAGCUGCAAUUUCUUGGCUCUUCCCAUUUGUGGAUGGGCAUCCACCUCUAGGCUGGCAAGACACUGCAGCUUACCUUGUAUUACCUAUUCUCUUGGUGGUCUCUCAGUAUGUAUCAAUGGAAGUAAUGAAGCCUCCCCAAACAGAUGAUCCCACUCAAAAGAACACACUUGUUGUCUUGAAGUUUCUUCCUCUCAUGAUUGGUUACUUUUCUCUGUCUGUCCCAUCUGGUUUAACAAUUUAUUGGUUCACAAAUAAUGUGUUGAGCACUGCACAACAAGUGUGGUUGCGCAAAUUAGGUGGUGCGAAGCCUGUUGCUGAAAAUACAAGCGGCAUAAUAAGUGCUGGAAGAGCAAAAAGAAUGUCUUAUCAACCGGUGCAGACUGGGGAUAGAUAUAGGCAGCUGGAGGAAGAUGAGAAGAAAAAGUCGAACAGGGGACCAACGACAGAGCAGGGAAGAAUAUCAGCUUUGGCCUCAGAUUCAGAGAAUGAAUUGGUGGAAACUGAUUCGGAGAAAAUGGAGGUUCUUGAAGAGGCAUACACUUCUUCUGGCAACGGCAAAAAAAAUCCAGACUACACUGGGGUGCCAAGGAGGAGUAAACGAUCUAAGCGAAAGCGUGCGGUAUGAAAAUGAUAGCCAUUUUGAAGUCAGUUUAACUAUCAUCAUCAUCAUCAUCAUUUUCAUUUACCCCAGUGCCGCAAAGGCUCCCACCUACGGUGGGGUAAGGGGGGGUCAGAUGUAAAAUUGUUGUAAUAUAGAUUCUUAGCUAUAGAUGCCAUUUCUACAUCAACCAUUAGUUUGUGGUAUAUAACUACCACUCACCGCAUUUGUUUGUAGGACAUUGCUUACUCCACCUAUUUAAGUGUUUUUCUACUCCUCCAAGGGAAGUUCUUAAAACAUUCUAUUAUAGUCUCUCUUCAAACUUGUUUUAUUCCUUCUGGGUGUUGUUGAGUCAGAGGUACAAAAUCAUGUAUUUCAAAUAUGUGUUUACAAUGUCUGAAGUAGGAAUUUGUAUCCAGGUUUGCUAAGAGGACUUUUUUGUAAGAAAUAUUUAUAUAGUUGUCUUAAUUAUAUAAUUUUCUACUUAUUGCUUGGGUUUCAAACCUUCAUGUUGUUGUGGUGAUGGCUUUUGGUGUCCCUUUGGGUUCUUAUUAAUAUUUAUCUCUUUAGCUGAUAAAAGAUUGUUCAAUCAUCAGUCUUUUUUUUGCUAUUCAUAAGAGCAGCCCUAAGGCUGUUGUCUAAGGUGAUACCGUGAUACUCUGGAUUCUGGAAAAAUAAUUGCAAUAUA